Molecule: messenger RNA, 1797 nt
Organism: Haemonchus placei
Lineage: Eukaryota; Metazoa; Nematoda; Chromadorea; Rhabditida; Trichostrongylidae
Source: the annotation of a GenBank genome assembly
AUGCGAAUUUUUUCAGAAGAGCCGAUAUCGCUGGAAGAGGCGGCGUUGUCCGCACAUGCGAUGGCGCAGCCGAGUCGUAAGAGCUAUGUGCACGGUUGUUCACACAUUCCUUUGCUCUUUGAAACUGUUGGCGAACGGUUACGAAGUGCAGUCGAUCAGGUUCCAAACAAAGAAUUUGUCAUUUUCAAACGAGAAGGUAUUCGACGGACUUACUAUCAGCUGUUGAAAGACGCUGAGCGUCUAGCAUGUGGCCUGAUUCACCUCGGUGUGGAGAAAGGCGAUCGUGUUGGUAUCUGGGGACCGAACACCUACCAAUGGGUGACUGCUCAGUUCGCCACCGCACUCGGUGGAAUGGUCCUGGUCAACAUCAACCCCUCCUACCAAUCUGAAGAAUUGCGAUUUGCUCUUGGUAAAGUCGACAUUAAGGCUUUGAUUACUCCUCCUGGCUUUAAGAAGUCUAACUAUUAUCAAAGUGUCAGGGAUGUGAUUCCGGAAAUCGGACUUAAGCCACCCGGCCGAAGUGAUGUCUCCUCCUCCUGCUUCCCUGUAUUCCGUCACCUGAUUAUCUUCGACCCAGAAGACAAAGCUUACCCCGGCGCAUGGCGGUAUAACGAUGUGAUGAAUAUGGGAACGGCUGACGAUCGAUUAAAGUUAGCAAAAAUCGAACGUGAAAUCCAACCUGACGACCCGAUCAAUAUUCAGUACACCAGUGGGACAACAGGUCAGCCAAAGGGCGCCACAUUGACGCAUCACAAUGUUCUGAACAACGCCUAUUUCAUUGGAAUUCGUGCCGGCUAUCAUGAACAGAAGACGAUCAUCUGUAUUCCAAAUCCACUCUAUCAUUGUUUUGGAUGUGUGCUCGGCGUUUUAGCAGCUCUCACCCAUCUUCAAACAUGUGUCUUCCCUGCCCCAUCCUUUGAAGCGCUGGCAGCACUUCAAGCCGUUGACGAGGAAGGAUGUACAGCCCUCUAUGGUACGCCAACAAUGUUUAUUGAUAUGUUAAAUCACCCUGACUACCACAAAUACAACUAUGAUAGUAUCCGAUCCGGUUUCAUUGCCGGUGCUCCUUGUCCAGUUACGUUAUGUCGGCGUCUGGUAAAUGAGAUGCAUAUGCGUGACAUGCAGGUAUGCUACGGUACAACCGAAACUUCGCCUGUGUCGUUCAUGUCAAUCCGGGAUGAUCCACCCGAGCAGCGUAUCAAGAGUGUGGGGCACAUCAUGGAUCACCUCGAGGCAGCCGUAGUCGACAAACAUGGCAAAAUCCUUCCACGAGGUGAAAAAGGUGAAGUAAUUGUACGUGGAUAUUCGGUAAUGCGAUGCUACUGGAAUAGCGAAGAACAGACGAAAAAAGAAAUCACCGAAGACCGAUGGUAUCAUACGGGUGAUAUUGCUGUGAUGCACGAUAACGGCACGAUCUCGAUUGUUGGUCGUUCAAAAGAUAUGAUCGUCCGAGGUGGUGAAAACAUCUAUCCGACGGAAGUUGAACAGUUCCUCUUUAAACAUCCCAAAAUCCAAGACGCACAUAUAGUCGGCGUUCCUGACGAAAGAUAUGGUGAAUCCGUUUGUGCAUGGAUUCGACUACAUGAGUCUGCUGAGGGUGAGAUUAACGAGGAGCAAAUCAAGAAUUGGUGCAAAGGAAAGAUUGCCCACUUCAAAAUCCCACGCUAUAUCCUGUUCAAGAAGGAGCACGAAUUCCCACUCACGGUUACUGGAAAAGUGAAAAAAUUCGAAAUCAGGGAGCAGUCAAAAAUCGAACUCGGCCUACAACAGGUCGUUUCUCACUUCCAAGAAAUUUGA